AUGGGAUUUCUUGUAGCUUUUGAUGAAUUUAUGGUCAUCUUUAAUGGUAAUGGUGGAAAUCCACGACCAAAUUGUGGUUUAAUUAUAAAUGAUAAAGGUUUCAUUGAUAGUAUCAUCGAUUUGGAUUUUGUUAAUAACGAUCAAAUAAAACAUUUGUAUCCAACUGUAAAAGUAUUUGAUUUAAAGGGAAAAUUUAUAAUACCAGGUUUAAUUGAUGCUCAUACACAUACAAGUUCAGAAUGA
Rotaria sordida is the source of this 243-nucleotide messenger RNA. Lineage: Eukaryota; Metazoa; Rotifera; Eurotatoria; Philodinida; Philodinidae. The record is from the annotation of a GenBank genome assembly.